Leptonychotes weddellii (Weddell seal) is the source of this 936-nucleotide messenger RNA. NCBI's taxonomy places the organism in Eukaryota, Metazoa, Chordata, Mammalia, Carnivora, Phocidae. The record is from RefSeq and is a predicted model, not a curated record.
CCGACCCCGCCUCUCCCGCAGCCGGGCGGUGCAUGCUCCGGCUAGAAGCGACGUUAGUCGUACGGCCCGGGGUACCUGCGCCCUCUGAGGAACUCUUUGUUCAAUAUCUAGCCACCUAUUCCUACAGACAUGGCAGUGGAAAAGAAAAAAAAGCACUCACUUACAGUGAUUUAUCAAAUACUGCAGAGGAAUCGGAAACUUUUCAGUUUCUUGCAGAUAUAUUACCAAAGAAGAUUUUAGCUAGUAAAUACCUGAAAAUGCUUAAAGAGAAGAGGGACGAGGACGAGGAGGAGAAUGACAGCGAUGAUGGGAGUGCUGGGGACGAAGCAGAAUCCUAGACCAAACAGGAAGUGCCUUAGAAAUCAGCCUGCUGAGGACCCUCCUGGAUUAGCAGCAUUGCUUGGAAGUAAGCACAACACUGUGUGACUUCAGACUCCUCACUUUUCAGAGAUUCAAGUGCAUUGGAUUCCUUCCUAGCUAAGAUAGAGCACCUGAUGUGCCCACACCAUAGAUGGCCAGAAGGAAAGUGACCCAGACAGCAGCCUCUCUCUGAGUGGCCCACGUUGCAGUUCCGGGGGGACACGGGGGCACCAAGAGAACUGCCUGUACACUCAGGCCCUGACUGUUGAUCUGCAGCUGUAAGCUGUAGAGAUGGACAAUUUUGCUUCACUUUUUAAUUUACAGAUAGAUUUUGAAGAGCUUCUAAAGAACAGUUGUGUAAAUUCAUAGAUGUAUAUUUGGAAAUUAGUUCUUGUAAACAACUAGAUGUAGUUUGAGCUAAAUAUAUAGUUUGUGGGUAGUAUGUUACAUGUGAAAAUUUGACGAUUUGUCCAAGUACUGCGAUUUUAUUAACUGUAAAGAAAAAAAUUUCUUUAUUAGAAGCUGUAUGUAGUUUUAUAGUAAAUGCUUUGUGGAAUUAGUUUUAGAGCUCUCUGU